Abrus precatorius (Indian licorice) is the source of this 2208-nucleotide messenger RNA. RefSeq names its product beta-galactosidase 3-like. NCBI's taxonomy places the organism in Eukaryota, Viridiplantae, Streptophyta, Magnoliopsida, Fabales, Fabaceae. Gene Ontology annotation, biological process: carbohydrate metabolic process. Bases 1 to 2208 code for a protein of 735 amino acids. Gene Ontology annotation, cellular component: vacuole; cell wall. The transcript has 18 exons. The record is from RefSeq and is a predicted model, not a curated record. Gene Ontology annotation, molecular function: beta-galactosidase activity.
AUGGAAAUCAAUUCAGUUUCAAAGCCACUAAUUUUGUUUUUAACGGUCUUGUUUCUGGGUUCUGAGCUGAUACACUGCAAUGUCACCUACGACAGAAAGGCUCUUCUCAUCAAUGGCCAAAGGAGGGUCCUCAUCUCUGGCUCCAUUCACUAUCCCCGCAGCACCCCUGAAAUGUGGGAGGAUCUAAUUUGGAAGGCCAAACAUGGAGGUCUUGAUGUCAUAGACACUUAUGUCUUCUGGGAUGUUCACGAACCAUCUCCUGGCAAUUACAAUUUUGAAGGAAGAUAUGAUCUAGUACGGUUCAUUAAGACGGUGCAGAAGGUGGGGCUUUAUGCAAAUCUUCGGAUUGGACCUUAUAUAUGUGCUGAGUGGAACUUUGGGGGAAUUCCUGUUUGGUUGAAGUAUGUACCUGGCAUCAGCUUCAGAACGGAUAAUGGGCCUUUCAAGGCGGCAAUGCAAGGUUUCACCCAGAAAAUUGUCCACAUGAUGAAGAGCGAAAAGUUGUUUCAAUCUCAGGGUGGUCCAAUCAUUCUCUCUCAGAUUGAGAAUGAGUAUGGACCAGAAAGCAGGGCAAUGGGCGCUGCUGGCCGUGCAUACGUAAAUUGGGCUGCAAGUAUGGCUGUUGGAUUGGGUACCGGAGUCCCCUGGGUGAUGUGCAAGGAAAAUGAUGCCCCAGAUCCUGUGAUAAAUUCAUGUAAUGGUUUUUACUGUGAUGAUUUCUCUCCAAAUAAACCAUACAAGCCUAGCAUGUGGACCGAGUCUUGGAGUGGCUGGUUUACUGAAUUCGGUGGCCCAAUUCACCAGCGACCAGUUCAGGAUCUAGCAUUUGCAGUUGCUCGUUUCAUCCAAAAGGGUGGCUCUUAUGUGAAUUAUUACAUGUACCAUGGAGGAACUAACUUUGGACGAUCAGCGGGAGGCCCAUUCAUAACUACAAGCUACGACUAUGAUGCUCCAAUUGAUGAAUAUGGUUUGAUCAGGCAACCAAAGUAUAGUCAUUUGAAGGAGCUUCAUAAAACUAUCAAGCGAUGUGAACAUGCUUUGGUUUCUUCAGAUCCCACUGUUGCUUCAUUAGGAGUUUUACAGCAGGCUCAUGUAUUCUCUUCGCGGACUGGAGCAUGUGCAGCUUUUCUAGCAAACUAUAAUGCACAGUCUGCUGCUAGGGUGACCUUCAAUAACCGACACUAUGACUUGCCUCCCUGGUCCAUAAGCAUCCUUCCUGAUUGCAAAACUUCUGUGUUUAAUACUGCAAACGUGAGAGUUCAAACUUCAAAGGUAAAAAUGCUUCCUGUCAUUUCUAGGUUGUUCUCAUGGGAAACCUAUGAUGAAGAUCUAUCCUCUCUGGCUGAAAGUUCAAGGAUUACAUCUCCUGGACUCUUAGAACAGCUGAACGUUACUAGAGACACCAGUGACUAUCUAUGGUACAUUACCAGCAUUGACAUAAGUUCAUCAGAAGCAUUUCUUCGAGGAGGACAGAAACCCAGCAUUAAUGUGCAGUCUUCUGGAGAUGCUGUUCAUGUUUUUGUUAAUGGGCAGUUUUCAGGUUCAGCUUUUGGGACAAGGGAACAGAGAAGUUGCACAUUUAAUGGGCCAAUCAACCUACGUGCAGGAGCAAAUAAAAUUGCACUUCUCAGCGUGACUGUUGGAUUACCAAAUGUGGGUCGGCAUUACGAAACAUGGAAGACAGGGAUCACUGGUCCGGUUUUGCUCCAUGGUAUAGACCAUGGACAGAAAGAUUUGACAUUGAAUAAGUGGUUAUAUCAGGUUGGCCUAAAAGGAGAGGCUAUGAAUUUGGUGUCUUCCAAUGGAGUCUCGUCUGUUGAUUGGGUCCAAGAGUCACUAGCUACUCAAAGCCGAUCACAAUUGAAAUGGCACAAGGCUUAUUUUGAUGCACCUGGGGGUAAAGAACCACUGGCUUUGGACAUGGGAAGUAUGGGUAAGGGUCAAGUAUGGAUCAACGGGCAGAGCAUAGGGAGAUAUUGGAUGACUUAUGCAAAGGGUGACUGUAAAUCUUGCAGCUAUUCUGGGACAUUCCGGCCUGUAAAGUGCCAACUUGGUUGUGGACAACCCACUCAACGAUGGUAUCACAUUCCAAGGUCCUGGCUAAAGCCAACCAAGAACUUGAUUGUAGUGUUUGAAGAAUUAGGUGGGAAUCCGUGGAAAAUAUCUUUGGUAAAGAGAACGGUACAUACUCCUGGAGUUCGUGAGUAG